CAAGAAUUUAUAAUUUACAAUUUUAAUUAAUGAUAGCAACAAAAUAAAAGUCCCUAGUGUCAGAACUGUCAUCCUCAUUCUCCGAUUUUCCGAAAUUUUCUUUCGGUGCUGUUCAUUAAAAAAGAAAGCUCAUUUUCACACAACUAAACACCUCAUCCUGUUGACCCGAAAUGGCUGCAUUACGUGGAGUGUCCCGCCUUCUCACCCGUCGCGCCCUCAACACGGCCCCCAAGCGAGGUUAUGCUGAUGAAAUGAGCUUCACAUUCGCUGCUGGAAAUCAAGUAUUUUACGAUGCCCAGUCUGUGAGGCAAGUGGACGUCCCCUCUUUCUCUGGUUCGUUCGGUAUUUUACCGAAACAUGUCCCCACAUUGGCUGUCUUGAAGCCGGGGGUUGUCACCGUUUUUGAGAAUGAUGGCAACGUUAAGAAGAUUUUUGUUUCAAGCGGAACUGUUACUAUUAACGAAGAUUCCUCAGUUCAGGUUUUGGCAGAGGAGGCUGCACCUGUUGAAAACAUUGAUAUUUCAGCAGCUAGGGAGAUCCUCAGCAAAGCUCAAGGGGAACUAUCCUCUGCCGCAACAGAACAGGCCCGAGCUGAGGCUUCUAUCGCUAUUGAGGUCGGAGAGGCACUCGUUAAAGCUGCCGAAUAAAUGCUUGUGUACAUUUAGAUUUAAUUAUAAUAAAACUAAUACAAAGUAGAA
Tribolium castaneum (red flour beetle) is the source of this 698-nucleotide messenger RNA. RefSeq names its product ATP synthase, delta subunit (gene ATPsyndelta). Gene Ontology annotation, biological process: proton motive force-driven ATP synthesis. Gene Ontology annotation, molecular function: proton-transporting ATP synthase activity, rotational mechanism. NCBI's taxonomy places the organism in Eukaryota, Metazoa, Arthropoda, Insecta, Coleoptera, Tenebrionidae. The transcript is spliced from 4 exons. The coding region runs from base 171 to 647 and encodes 158 amino acids. The record is from RefSeq and is a predicted model, not a curated record.